Messenger RNA from Heteronotia binoei (common prickly gecko), 1157 nucleotides. It is a transcript of the gene TBC1D21, whose product is annotated as TBC1 domain family member 21. The transcript has 10 exons. Gene Ontology annotation, molecular function: GTPase activator activity. Bases 9 to 962 code for a protein of 317 amino acids. The record is from RefSeq and is a predicted model, not a curated record. Gene Ontology annotation, biological process: activation of GTPase activity. Lineage: Eukaryota; Metazoa; Chordata; Lepidosauria; Squamata; Gekkonidae.
UGAAGAAGAUGCCCAUCGACAGGGCUGAGUGGGAAAGUUAUUUUGAUGAAAGCGGCCAUAUUCUGAAGUCCCAAGAGUUCGUCUCGUCCCAAAUCCUGGAGAGGGGUCUGGAUCCCUCUGUGAGGUCAGAAGCCUGGAAGUUUCUCACGGGAUACUACUCAUGGCAAACGACUCAUGACGAGAGAGCCACCGUUGAAAGCAUGAGAAGGAAAAAUUAUGAGUCCCUGUGCAACAUGUGCGACAAGAUCCAGCCGCUGCUGGAGACGGAGCACCGGGAGUUCCUGGAAGUCCGCAACAUCAUCAAGUCCGACGUGCAGAGACUUUAUGUCAGAGAUGCACAGGGCAACGCCAUGUUGGACAAGAGUCAGCUGGAGAAGAUCCUUCUGCUGAACUACGUGUGCAAUGUAGAGGCUGAAUACCAGCGGGGAUUCCAUGAGAUGCUUUUGCUCUUUAGGCUACUUGUGGAAGAGGAGCACGAAAUCUAUUGGCUGUUCCAGUUCUUUCUCCAGAAAACAGAGAACAGCUGCAUCUUGAACAUUGGGGUGGAGAAGAACCUGCGCAUGCUGAAACGCUUGAUCGCCAUUAUGGAUCCCGCCUUUUCAAGGCAUCUGGAAAGAAAAGGCCAAGUGGUUCAGUCCUUGUUCCCAUGGUUCUCUCUCUUCUUCCAGCGAGUCUUCAAGUCCUUUGACGAUGUCUGGAGACUCUGGGAGGUGUUUCUGAUUGGAAAGCCCUGCAGGAACUUCCAGGUGAUCGUCGCCUACACCAUGCUCCAGAUGGUGAGAGACCAGAUCCUCCAAGAAGACAUGAGCGGAGAUGACAUUUUAUUGCUGUGCAAUAACCUCAUAGAUCUGGAAGCUGAUGUGUUGAUCUCCAAAGCCUGCGCCACCUACAAACUUCUCAUGAAACAUCAAGAAAAGGUCCCCCAGGAGCUGCAGGAGUUUUUCAACCAGCCAGAACAGUAAAGAGGCCACCGUGUGCAACCGAACAGAAGAGAACUGGGAGAAGAUUCCCACCCUGGGCUCCUGUUUUUGUGGCUCAAUGUGCAAUAGAUGGAUUAAUUGCAUGCGUUCUCCUUCUUGCCGUGAAGGCUAAACUAGGGGGAGAUUUGGGUGCCCCAUAAAUGUAGGUACAGUGCAAUAAAGUCGAAUAUUGGAUCA